GUCUGCGCAGUAAUGAGAGUUUCUAUUGGACAACUGGCUUAUUCGUCAGCGGUUCUCACUCCUCUCCUGAUCGGCGCGUCAAUGAAUUCUGCGGUCCCCCAGACCUCCUUGCAAAGCUGGGUGUUCUGGAACUUAAAUAGGGAGGCCGGAUACUGUGAACAGGCCUGCUGUUACUGAGCUUCGUUCGCUUUUUUUAGGCAUGCUAGCUUUUAUCGAAUGGAAUUUCCAGAUUUGAACCUCUUGUUUAUGUGAACUAGUGUGAUAACGUAUUUUCACAGCAAUUUGACAGAACAAAAGAAAGAGUAAUGAUAAGGAGACAUUUAGAAACGAAACUUGCAUUUCUUUUCAACCCUUUUUUGUUUUGGGUUCUUUCGAGCAAUAGUUAUUUUUGGAUUUUAACAGUAUAUGAUUAGCUUGUGAUUUGACCUCUCUGGUUACAUUUACAUUAUUAAAACCAUUUACAGGUCAUCAGCACUAAUCCCACCCCUAUGAGCACUAUGUCAGCAUUUGGUUCCAGUAUACUUUCCAGUAUGUUAAAAUCAAGGAAGCCUUUCCUUAUAUGCCAUUAUCGGACAUUUCCAGCUUUUUUAGUUCUUCAGUGCCCUUCUAAUGCUUCAAGGAAAACCCUGCAUUUAAAAAGCAAGCCGGAACUCCACUGCACAUCGCCACACUUGAGCACUUUUUGUUUUUGCACUCAUGCAUUUCAUACUUCUUGCUUUUUGCUCCAAGAGGCAAAGUCUGGAAUUGAUGAUUUUACUUCUCCAAAGAAUGAAACACCGGUGUCUGCCGCAGCGUCUACUGCAACACCCACCACAUCUAAUUCUCAAGAAAAAGUAGUAGUAAAGAAGUCUUGGAAGCAGACCAUUGUGAAUGAACUCAAACAUUACUAUAAUGGAUUUCGCCAGUUAGGAAUUGACACCAACAUUGCAGCUCGCAUGGUCUGGAGGCUAUUGCAUGGUCAGCAGCUUACAAGGAGAGAGAGGAGAAGGCUUCUCAGAACCUGUGCAGAUCUCUUUCGCCUUGUUCCCUUCAUGGUCUUUGUAAUUGUCCCAUUUAUGGAAUUUCUCCUGCCUGUAUUUCUAAAAUUCUUUCCAGAAAUGCUCCCGUCAACUUUUGAAACAGAAUCAAAAAAGGAAGAAAAACAGAAGAAAGCACUUGCUGCUAAACUCGAGAUGGCAAAGUUCCUUCAGGAGACUAUUGCUGAGAUGGCAAGGCGAAACAAAGCACAAACAGCAAAUGAAGCCCAAAAGUUUUCAACUUAUGUCGAACAGGUUCGGCAUACUGGAGAGCAACCAGCUACAAAGGACAUAAUUCGUUUCUCUAAGCUCUUUGAGGAUGAGCUUACCUUGGAGCACUUGGAGCGCCCUCAACUGGUUGCCUUAUGCAAAUUGUUAGAACUCCAGGCAAUUGGAACCAACAAUCUCCUUCGUUUCCAGCUUCUUAUGAAGCUGAGGUCUAUCAAAGCUGAUGAUGAGAUGAUUGCUAAGGAAGGUGUGGCUGCUAUGAGUGUUAUGGAGCUUCAAGCUGCAUGUAGGAGUCGGGGGAUGCGAUCACUAGGACUAACAGAGGACCAACUUAGAGAACAACUGACACAGUGGGUGGAUCUUCACUUAAAGGAAAAUGUUCCUCCCUCUCUUCUUUUACUCUCCCGUGCCAUGUAUUUGACUGACAUUAAAGCAAAACCUCCCAUCAUCCCACCUGUACCAAAUAUCCAGACUGCUGCUCCUGCCGCUACAAAUAAAGAAGCCCCAACUAAUGAAAAAAUAUUAACACCCACCACAGAGACCCUAAAGGAUCCAGCUGAAGUAAUUCAUGGUAUCAAGGUAUUUUCAUUCUCCUACUAUUCACCAUUCUUUGGGAUCAGACGUCGGUUUCCUCUGGGAGAGAGACUUGAAGAUCAGACUGCAGAAAUCAUUAGCAGCAAAUCAGCAAAGGCCGCUGAACUUGCUACUUGUAAAGGUUCAGCAGAUGCCCAGAAGUCCCAAGCCAGUGCUAAUGGCAUCUGAAGAUUGUCAGUCUAUGGAAAAUAACAAAAAAAGAAGUUAACAGAAUUGGACUAAACUGUUCCUGACAGACCAAUUGUGUUUUUGAAAAUUGUUUGGUAAAGAUUUGCCAUAGCUGUGUUUAAAAAAAAUAUAUAUAUAUUAAAGUCUUUACCCUAUUUAUCAUGUCAUGGUUAGCAUAACUAAAUCCGUAUCUGGUGAAAAUUUUUAUAUAUAAAUUUCCAGUCACCCACUUUUUUUCUACAUAGAUCUUAUAUGUAGAAUAAUUAUGUGUUAUUAAAGGCAACUUUGAUAAAAGUUGCAAAUAAUGUAUAUUUACAUAUUUCAACUGCUAAUAACUGUAAAAAAAAAUAAAGUUUAUAUUUAUAAAUAUUUCUCUUAAAGGGAAUUCCAUAUAUUUUAAACCUCGUAACACAGUGAGGUAAUUUAUUUGGCCUUUUUUUAACCUGUAAGGGGAAUUUUAACUCAUUACAUAUUGUUGCUAAAAUGCAUUGCCUUUUUCUUUUUGUACUGUUUUGUUAAUGCAAUGUGUGAAAGAAUAUACUUUGUUGACAAGCAGACUUUCUGAAGUUGAAAGUUUGUGUUUGGAUCACUGUACUGUCAAAAUCAUUACUCUGUGUAGAAAGAAUAAGGUUAAAAUUGCUCCUUUUGCAAUUAGAUUUAAAGUUUAGUUUGAUAAAUCAUAUUUUUGUGGAAGAUAGCUUUGGAGGAGGUGUGCUUGUAUGUUGUUUUAAGUUCCAGUGGUCUUAACUCAUGGACAUGUUCUUUUUCAGGACUGACCAUACAAAAGACAAGCUUUUGUUUUGAGUUCACUGUAGUAAAAUAUUUAUUAUCUGCAGUUAAUGUCCAAAACAUAAACAUAAAAAAAGCAAUAACCCACUGGAUGUUGCAGAGUAGCCUUACAAAAAUCUGCAUCUAUUCCUCAAAUUAUUUCUUCUUCUAAUUGCUAAUGUGUUCUCCAUCUCUAUUUAAACUUAUUUUUCAUUAUGCUGGAGAUAUAAUCCAAAAUCACAUCUUUGGUUGUAGAGUUCAAGAUUUUUCUCACCAAAUGGCUUUACCUAAAUGAUUUAUGGCCACAAAGUCAUUCAGUAUGUGCUGAUACUUUUGUUACUGAACAAAAUCUAUAAUUUAUUAUAGUAUUUAUCUUCAUUUUUAGUUUGAUACACAAAUUAAUAAUUUAAAACAAAGAUUUUGGAAGAUGGUUUAAACAUAUUGUUAAAAAUAGCACUCCUUAAUCACUUCUAGAAUAUUUUUACAUUAACUUUAUCAUCUGUCACCUGUGCUAUACUCAAGCAAAAUGGGAAAAAAAUCCCCUGUAUAUGCUGUGUAAUGUUUGUAAUUCCUUAAUACAGUUGUCCUUUUCACAUUUAUUUUAAAUUGCAGAGACAACUGAAAUCACUUUACUAUUGUGGUCUUUCUUUUUUUUGUAUUUUUUUUGCCUUUUUUUUUUUUUUUUAAUUUUUUUGUUGAAGCUUGAAUGAAGCUUUAUAUUAUAUAGAGUGUAUGACUGUUUACAUGCUAUGCAAACUUCAGUUAAACUUGCGGUUUAAUUUUAAAAGUAUACAUCUGUGUAUUACACACAUUGCUCACACAGACAUAUAUUUUUGUAUGUGUAUGUUUAUACAGUAUAUUUAAAAAUGCAUAAAUAUAUAGCAUGUAUUUGUGAGUGUGUGUAAUAUACUGUGUAAUCCCUGUAUCACUUUACAAGAUGUUAAAUACAAGAACAUAAAAAUAAAAUGUAAAUAUUCUUAAAGUACUAAACUCCGAGUUAAUACCUUAGAUUAUUCUAAUAUGGUGCUAAGUGACAUUUUGUUGUGUAAUACUGUAGUUUACAAAUAGAUGAGCAGAUAUCAUAUUUUGGCAUGUCAUCUUAUAACUUUGAACUAGAACAUCCAAUUCUUUAUUUAUUCUGUUCUCGGAAAAAGUAGCAUUUCUCCUGUUGUUUAGAUAAAUGUCUAAUACACAUUGAAAAAAUACCGUCAUAUGCAAUAACAACUUGAUCUCUCUGAAAACGUAUGUCUUCAGUUAAAAUAAUGUAUGUGUACUGUACUGUGCAAAAAAUCAUAGUCCACCCAAGAAGCUUAUUUAUAAUUAAUCAUCUGAACAGGGUUUAUUUGCUCACGAAAGCAAUAUAUAACAUUAAAUUAAACACAAACAUUGAUACAAUAAAAGUAUCUUGUGUUUUUAAAAGUAUUUUGAAUGUCCUACCUUAGAAAACAAAACUGAAGUAAUUCACUUUGGUUCACUGCUGUAUAAUUUAUUUCAAGUAGGCCUGUGGAAAAUUCUUUGAAGGUUCUUGCUUAUAGAAUCUUCCAUAAUUCCUCAUUUGACUUUUUUUUCUUUCUUUUUUUUUCUUCCUGUGAAAGAGAUUCAACAGCCUCACUCAGGUUUUACAGUGGCAUGCUAAAGGCUUGGGCUCCCCAAGAUAUUUGAGAUCCUAGUAAACUUUUCCCAAGGUCUCCGACCUUCAUUGGCUUGUUAGGGCUAUUGCUUGUUCACAGUCAUUGUUAGAAAACCUCAGGUAAUAUAAAUUUGCAAAGCUGUAUAAAUUCUGUGACUACUCAAACCUUGUCCCAACAAUCGGCAGCCAUGAACUCCUCACAAAGCAGGAGAAGGCUACAAGAAGAUAACAAAGCAUGUAGAGGUAGCUGUUUCCUCAGUUUGUAAUGUUAUUAAGAAAUGGCAAUUAACAGGAACGGUGGAGGUCAAGUUGAGGUCUGAUAGCCCAAGAAAACAUUCUGAAAGAACUGCUUGUUGGAUUGCUAGAAUGAUAAAUAAAAACACCUUUUUAACUGCAAAUGACCUUCUAGAAGAUUUAGCAGGAUCUGGAGUGGUGGUGCACUGUUCUACUGUGCAGCGACACCUGAACAAAUAUAACCUGCGUGGUAGAUUCAGCAGAACAAAACCUUUCCUGCAUUCUAGCCACAAAAUUUGGUGCCUAAAGUUUCCAAAAUACAUCAGGCUUGCUUAUAGAUGUUCAUUUGCAAACAAGUCCUCUGGCCUAAUGAAGACAAAGUAGAACACAGUUGGUCACAAUGUACAAAGGUAUGUUUGGAGAAAAAAGGGUGCAGAAUUCCUGGAAAAGAACAUCUCUCCAACUAUUAAGCAUGGGAGUGCAUCAAUCAUGCUUUCGUCUUGUGUUGCAGUCAGUAGCACAGGAAACAUGUCAUUGGAAGAGAGAAGAAUGGAUUU
Molecule: messenger RNA, 5195 nt
Organism: Erpetoichthys calabaricus (reedfish)
Lineage: Eukaryota; Metazoa; Chordata; Cladistia; Polypteriformes; Polypteridae
Gene: letm2
Product: leucine zipper-EF-hand containing transmembrane protein 2
Exons: 13
Coding region: 489-2006 (505 amino acids)
Biological process (GO): intracellular monoatomic cation homeostasis
Cellular component (GO): mitochondrial inner membrane
Molecular function (GO): ribosome binding
Source: RefSeq, a predicted model, not a curated record